CGGCGGCGGCGGGGUCGGGCCUGGGCCGCCCAGCCCCGAGGCUCGGACAUGAGCGUUCCCGGGACUGCAGCGGCGGCGCUGGCGGCUGUCUCCUCGCUGCGUGGCCCCCGCUAACGGGACAGGUUUUAACAUGGCAGGGAGGCAUCAGAGUCGUGGUUUCCCUAUUCCAGGAGUUCAGUCAAGUGGUCAAGUGCACGCGUUUGGAAACUGCACAGACAGCGACAUGUUGGAGGAAGAUGCUGAAGCGUAUGAGCUUCGAUCCAGAGGAAAAGAGAAAGUACGAAGAAGUACAUCGAGAGAUAGACUUGAUGACAUUAUAGUGUUAACAAAAGAUAUCCAAGAAGGGGAUACUUUAAAUGCAAUAGCCCUUCAGUACUGCUGCACGGUAGCAGAUAUCAAGAGGGUUAACAAUCUCAUCAGUGAUCAAGACUUUUUUGCCCUUAGGUCCAUCAAAAUUCCAGUAAAAAAGUUCAGUUUGUUGACUGAAACCCUUUACCCUGCAAAAGGCAAGCAGGUGUCACGCCCCUCGCCUGUGCACUGUGCGCCAGAGCAGCAGGACAUCGUGCCAGCCAGCGACUCCCUGUCUUCCACCGAGUCAGCUGGCAGCUUUUUAAAAGAAGUGGACAGAGACAUUGAACAAAUUGUCAAGUGUACAGACACCAAGAGAGAGAACCUCAAUGAGGUGGUGUCUGCCUUGACGGCCCAACAGAUACGUUUUGAACCUGACACUAAGAGCUCUCAGCGCAAGGAUCCUUACUAUGGAGCAGACUGGGGAAUAGGGUGGUGGACAGCUGUCGUGAUCAUGUUGAUAGUAGGUAUAAUAACACCAGUCUUUUAUUUGCUCUAUUACGAAAUUUUAGCUAAGGUGGAUGUUAGUCACCAUUCAACAGUGGACUCUUCACAUUUGGACUCAGGAAUCACACCCCCAUCACAGCAGAGAGAAAUGCAAAAUAGACUGGCUCCAACUAAGGGACUACGCUUGGGCCAACAAGAUGAUCAUAAACUGUACAGUCAGGAUUCUCAGCCACCUGCUGUUGAGCACAAAACCUAGCAUUAGCUCCUGAUAACGGUGUAAGUGCUCACGUGCAUCUGGAGUGUGGUGAGUCCAUUCUACUCAAAGACCACUUCAAAACCAGAAUUUACGGAGGCUGAAGAUGCUUUGUGUUCACCUUUCUGAAAAAAUGUGAGCCAUGGGUGGAUCAUGUGUAAAGGUUCCAUAGUAGCUGCAGUUGAUGCUGAAAGCAUGAGUUCCUCAAUCUGUUCUAUCAUUGCUUAAAGCAGAAAUGAAUUUGUGUGAGGAGUCCUUAACCUGGAAGAUGUUAUCAUUUUUCUUACUCAAGACUAGUUAUGCUUAAAUUUUAUUUUUUUAAGUAAUUAUUUUUGGUUUCAGGUUAUAAAUUUAUGAAGCAGAAUGAUAGCUUCAUAGUCUACAACUAAAGAAUUUACUACUGUGAGCCAUCAAAACACCUAGUUGCAAAAAAAGUGUGGUUAUGAGAGCACAGGUAACUCAGUUUUGAAACAUCUUACAGCUAUGUCCAGCAGCUGUGCCAUGAUGGCAAAAUAGAAACAGGACGGGGAACCUAAUGUGUGAAUUCUGUAACAGAGGUGAAGAGCUGCAGUAAACACUGUUAAGCCCCCAAAUGUGUCACAGUCGGGAAAUUGCCAUUUAGUCCCUAGAACACUGGACUAGGUCAAGACCAGAGAGUAAUUUUUGUCUCCUACAGAAUGCUUGCUUUCAGACACAUGCUUUAACCUCUCCCCUGCUGUUCUGAAAAUCAUUCUCUUUGCCUUUGAUAUUUGAUAGCACUUUGUAGUUCUUUGAUGAAAAGUUACACAAGUACAGGCUAACAUCAUUUAGGAAAUAAUUCUUACAUACUGAUAAAUUGUUGCUGUGUUACAUGUGGUAACAUGCCUUACGUACAUCCCAUGCCUUAUAUUCUGUAAGUUUUAGACUGAAGCAUUAUCUUAGAUGAUGCAGUCAGAUUCAUGACAUAGGCUGUACUCAUGGGUUGUCAUCUUCAGCAUCAAGCACAAGUUAAUAGGGUCAGACAUAUCAUUGUCUGCCUGAGUCACUCACCAGAAACAUGAAAGAGGCUUUUUGCUUUAGUAAUGCCUCCAAACUCUUGUACUGAUCCUGUACCUGUUUUUUAAAAAGAAAAUGUUCAACUUUGACUUUUCAUGAACUGCAGCAUCGGGAGAACAGAGGCCACCAGUGUGUGGGUUGGUUGCAAGGGCUUGACAGUGCCGUUUUCCAAAGGUCUGCUGUGGAUCAGUCACAGCCUGGCUGAACUAGAAGUAUUUGCAUAACUGAUCCCAUCCUUUAAUUCUUAAAGGUGUUUUUAAAAUGUAACCAAAAUGAUUCAGUAGAAAUGGAAUUUGGUGGAAUCUGUGUUUCCUAUUUUGUGUUUAAUAAAGUAUAUACCUUAAGAGAGAGAAUACCACUUCAUUUUCUGGGCAUUAUUGUAAUUUUAAAUGUUUUCAUUUUCUGAUCAGUCAUUUUAAAUUUCAAGACUAAUGUUGAUAAAAUGGCAUGAAUUUUUUAACAUGUUAAAUGGAGUUUUACAUACUUCGUCAAGAAAAGGAUCUUUAAGAGGACAGGGAAGUCAGAAGCUUUAAAGCCCUGGUAUACUUGGAAGCCUUCAAACAGUUAAUGGAAAUUAUGAAAAAACUAUGCAUGAAUUUGUUUUCCACCAAAAAUUAACUCUUAAUUCCAUUUUCCCAUGAACUUUUUGAAGUACCUUUGUAUUAAAGUAUCUUAGGAAAAUUAUCAAAAGAAGUUCAAUAUGGAAAUUACAGCAAAGUGAUUUAUGUAGUAAUCAACCUUUUUAGUUAAAAAUUGUUUAAUUAAUGUGCCUUGGGCAUCUUGGAAAAGAGAAGUGUGAACUUCCUAACUUAUGCUCAACGGCAGCUUGGUCCCGUUUACAUUACAUUUAUUGAGCCUGCUGGAAAAUCAAGUUUCAGGGAAGCAAAUGCAGAUUAUUAGGGUAGUACAGGCUAAAUGGCCUUUGAAGAACAUUGUUUACAUCAAAUUGAAAAAUUGGAAAUUCAGUGUUCCUUUUUGCUAGCUAGACUUUGAAAUUGUGAUGGGGUGGUCUGAUUUCUAAAAUAAGUUAUUUUAAAAUUAAUAUACUGUGUACUUCUUGAUUAAAAAUUUCUGUCUUGCAGGGUAUCCUUUUUGAAGGAAAUAUAUAUCCUUAGGACACAAUCAAGCAGUUUGUUUCUUCUGUAUGUUUGAGUUAUAUAUUUUUAAAUUAACUGACUAUAAUUUGAAUUUAUAUGUUUCUAUAUAUAGGUUAUCUUUGUAGUUUUCCCUAAGCAUUUAGUAGGUUGAGAAAUAACUUCUAAAAAGUAUUAGUAAUACAUUAAAUUUGUAGCUAAUGCAAACCACUUUGUAUAACUACGUAAACACAGUUACUGUUAGAUAUUGUGAUUUUUCAUUGUGUGGAAACCCUCAUUUGAAUGACUUUGAGGCCUUAUGUAUGUGUGUGUGCAGAUGUUAACAACAGUCAUUGUGCGUUACUGCAUUUGGUUCCUUUAAAAAGCUGAGAGGCAAGUGCAGGAAAAAAAUUUGGUAUUUUUAGCAGAAAUUCUUAAUAUCUUUUUUAAAGUCUGAGUAGACAUGGUUAAGUGUGUUUUAAACAGUGGGUGCCAUUUAAAUUCAAUAUUUUUUGCCAUCCACCCCUAGAAAAUUACAGGACUCGCAACUUGAAAAAAUAUAGAUAGGUUACAGAAUCUGCUGGCCACGUUAAAAAUUAGAAGACUGUCAUGUCUUCUCUGGAGGAUGCUUUGACUGUUGAAGUUUUCUUUUUGUGGAUUCUAUCUGCUUACUCCAGGACGAAAAGUUCUUUCAAUGAGGCAGUACUAAAUAGUUCUUUUUAAAGGUAUCUACUUCUAAAAUUACCUAGUUGGAAAUAUGAAGGAAUACAGAGUUUUAGAAAUAUCCAGCAAGGAUCCAGUCUAAGUAUUACAGGGCAAAGGUCAAAACGUUUUUCAAAGUCCAUUUGAAUGGUGCGUUAUUGGGAUGAGAAUCAUUCAUACUUUGAAUUAAAAUGAUGUUGCUCAGGAAAUCAGUAUUUUUCUUCCAAGUAUGUGCAUAUUGCACUGUUAGACCAUAGUAAUAUCUGAAUGCUUUAUUUAAUUUUAUGUAUGCAAGAAUAUAAAUCUUUUGUAUAAUGUAUUUUAUACAAAUGCAAAAUAUAACAUUGUUAGCAUGUACAUCUGUAAAACUGGUUUUUAAAACUUUUUGCCUCAUAUUUUUCAUAUUUUAAAAAAAUCUACACAAUGUAAUAAAGUUUCUAUUUUAUUAUCCAA
Messenger RNA from Lepus europaeus (European hare), 4311 nucleotides. RefSeq names its product LysM domain containing 3 (gene LYSMD3). Gene Ontology annotation, cellular component: Golgi apparatus. The transcript has 3 exons. The record is from RefSeq and is a predicted model, not a curated record. NCBI's taxonomy places the organism in Eukaryota, Metazoa, Chordata, Mammalia, Lagomorpha, Leporidae. The coding region runs from base 131 to 1051 and encodes 306 amino acids. Gene Ontology annotation, biological process: Golgi organization.